Messenger RNA from Brachypodium distachyon (stiff brome), 1389 nucleotides. Its product is annotated as vegetative cell wall protein gp1-like. The record is from RefSeq and is a predicted model, not a curated record. NCBI's taxonomy places the organism in Eukaryota, Viridiplantae, Streptophyta, Magnoliopsida, Poales, Poaceae. The coding region runs from base 495 to 1067 and encodes 190 amino acids. The transcript has a single exon.
GGCACUGCUGAAGUUCUGAAAAGGAAAAAAAAAACAGAGUAAGCAGCAGCAAGGUGGCAGGAGAAGUUUUCCUAGAAAAUGGCAGUAGAAAUGGAUUAGAAAAGCUGAAAGAGAGGAAAGAGGGUGUAGCGAGAGAAUGGCAGUAGAAAUGGAUCCAGGUUUUUCUCCUCAUUUACUGUUCUGCUUCUUCCAAAGGAGAUGCCUAGGGUACAUGAUUUCUUGAGAAGAGCACCCUGUACUGCAGCUGCAGGGGUCAACACACUCCACUCCAUCACUAAUCAGGUCAGACAUUCAGGUGCCAGAUGCACACUCUCAAGCUGCCACCCAUCUGGCAAAAUUGUACUGUUCUUGUGCUCGCUCAAACAUAAAUCCGUGCCUGAGAAACAGUAUAAGCUCGCAUACAUAAAUAAGCUCACCUGCUACCACACACAAGCUGCACACUCCACAACAGUGGCAGCCACCGGAGAGGGAGAAGGGAGGAGCGAGCGGCAGCCAUGGCGGGGUGCUACGUGGGGAAGGCGACCAAGAUCUUCUUCGCCGUCGUGGCCGCGCUCGCCGUCGUCGGCAUCGUCGUCGCCUUCGCCGCCGUCGUCCACCGCGCCAACUCCCACUCGAGCUCCGCCUCCGCCUCCGCCUGCGACGCCGCCGGCGGAUGCCGGCCGGUCCCGCCAGAGCCCGUCGGCACGCAGCCAUCCUUGCCCUCCAUCGCCGCCCCCGAGUCGCCAUCCCCGCCGCCGCCGAUGCAGCCAAAUCCCGACCUUCCUGCCCCCGCCACCGCCUUGCCGCAGCCACCGCCAGCUCCAAUUUCGUCUCCCUCGCCUCCGGCCGCCAUGGUGGUGCCGCCGCCGCCAGCAAUUGCGCCACCCUCGCCGACCACUGCGUCUCCCCCACCUCCGGCCGCGCUGGUACCGCCGCCGCCGGCGAUUGCGGCAUCCCCUCCCCCCGCCGCGCUGGUGCCCCCUCCGCCGGCGGAUAUUGCGGCAUCCCCUCCUCCCGCCGCUCUGGUGGCCCCUCCGCCGGCGCCGCUCUCUCCCCCGCCGGCGGCCCCGAGCCCAACGGCGUCCUGAUGCUGCAAGCUGCUGCCGUCGUCGAUUCUUGGCUGCUCCAUCUUGAGUAUGGCUCGAUCUCAGACUCAGAAGCAGAUUCGCUCAGGGGAAUGCACGCAGAGAUAGAUUUCAGAAUUCUAGUGCACGAGAUUCAGUUUCAGGGAUCAGGACACAUAGAAUUAGUUUGCAGUUUCGCCUGGCUAUGUAAGAUUCUUCAUCCCCAUAGGGAUUUCACCGGAUCAAGUCUUGUAAUGUUGACUCUUGUUUACUCUCUGCUGACAAUUUUGUGUUCCUCCAUAGAAACCAGUUCUUGGUUCAUGACUGAAUCUACCAAAAAAAAUCA